Molecule: messenger RNA, 1164 nt
Organism: Uloborus diversus
Lineage: Eukaryota; Metazoa; Arthropoda; Arachnida; Araneae; Uloboridae
Product: F-box/LRR-repeat protein 14-like
Exons: 1
Coding region: 1-1164 (387 amino acids)
Biological process (GO): SCF-dependent proteasomal ubiquitin-dependent protein catabolic process
Cellular component (GO): SCF ubiquitin ligase complex
Molecular function (GO): protein binding
Source: RefSeq, a predicted model, not a curated record
AUGGCAACGUGCAAUCUUCCUAUGGAAAUUUUAGUUAAUAUAUUCAGCUACCUGGAUGUGCCGGAUAAAGGACGGGCUGCUCAGGUGUGUUCGUCAUGGAGAGAAGCCAGCUACUACAGACCACUAUGGCACGGUGUCAGUGCCACGGUUAACUUCAAUGAUUCUGCUAAACUUCUGUGCGUUAAUCUUGCAAAGCGAGACAUCAAGGACGUCCAGGUAAUCGGUGCUGAGCAAAACUCGAUCCACAUGGUUCGAACGCUACCACAUCUAGAAUUGCUGGAUUUAUCCGCUUGUGAAUAUCUGACCGACAUAAACUUGAUAAAGACUUUUAGAAAACCGUGUGAUUCUUUAACAGUGCUGAACCUUUCAAAGUGCAGCCUGAUUAGUUACAUUGGUGUUAAAAUUGCAUUGCACGCCUGCGAGAAUCUUCAAAGUCUAAACCUAAGUAGCUGUAACAACGUUUCAGAUGAUGUUAUUCAAAUCAUUGCAUUGGAAUUGCCAAAGUUAAAAGUUCUAGAUAUUUCCCAUUCUUAUGUAACCGAUGCUGCAUUGUGGAAUUUCGCCCAUUUAAAGAUAAAGAAAGAUGGUCAAAGUAUCGAGACUCUAGUGUUGAUGAACUGUCAACUGAUAUCCAAUAAAGGACUAAGUCAUAUCAGCAAAGGUCUGCACAGGUUGAAAACUCUCGAUCUCGGACAUUGCACAAAUUUGACAGAUGAUGGAAUGAAAUACAUUGCAAGGCUGAAUUCGCUAAAGCAACUUUCUCUUCAUAACUGCCAUUGGCUCUCAACUAAAGGUCUUGCAUAUCUGGGUCGCAAAAAUAGUCAACUCUUGUCCCUAGACAUCAGCGCUUGUGUACGUGUUUGCAAUCAGGAUAUGUUGGUACUUGGUCUUGGUAUGUCAGGAUUGCGACAAUUGAAGCUCAAUUCUUGUAACAUAGGUGACCGCGGCCUGCAAUUUCUCUCUCAGCAUUUACUCACACUUAAUUCAUUGAGUAUCAUCAAUUGCAGAAAAAUCACAGACAGGGGAUUAUACGUUAUUGCUCACAAUAUGCUACGUAUUAAGCGGGUCAAUAUUUACGGGUGCUGGAAGGUGACAUCUGUUGGAAAAUUACGACUGAAGCAAACCCCUGGAUUGGUAGUCAGCUCAGACUGUAACAUCAUCUGA